ACUAUCGAUGUUUUUUUCACACGAAAUUUGUAGAGCUCGCGAGCGGAGAAACAUUUUGCUUCUUGGGCCGGAGGCCCAGUCUCUCUUAAAUUUAGACUUUUUAAGCAAAGGCGGUCGUGAUAAUAAAUAAACUAGGAAAAUAAGUCUUGAACAAUGUCUUAAUUCUGAAUCUCAUAAAAAUCUCAUUAACCAUGUAUUGGAAGAAGCUGAAGCUAUUAGUUUGGAAGAACUUUUUACUUCAAAAGAGACACAAAUGGCAGACCAUAUUCGAAAUAGCCUCGCCAGUGAUAUUUGCUAUGUUCCUUAUACUCAUUAGAAGUCUUGUAGCUCCAAAAUCUAAACCAGGAAUGAACUAUGAGUCCUUUCAACCUACAUAUUUUAAUAUCAGUGGGAGAAGUUUUGGUAACCUAACAACAGCCAGGAGAGAAGGUACUUUAGCAUUUUCCCCAGAAAGCCCAUUGACAAGGACUUUAACUAAAAAAGCCAUAGAAACAGUGGUAUUGGACAAUGUGAAUGGAUUUUUGGCAUUAUUAUUUGAUGUCAGUAUGCUGCCCGAGCCUAAAGGGUAUGCCUCCGCCAGUGAAAUGGAAAUGGCUCUGAAAGAACCUAAUGUCAUGAACCAUGUGUUAUGUGGGAUACAGUUUGAAGAUAGUAUGGCAAAGGCGACAGAAUGGCCGGACGACGUCGUGGUGACGCUGCGCUUCCCGGCGGUGAUGCGCACGCCCAUGGUGGAGCACCCGCUGCGCGCCAGCUGGCGCACCAACCUGCUGCUGCCGCUGUUCGCGCGCCCCGGCCCGCGAGACCCUGACGACUUGUACGGUGGGAAGACUCCGGGUUAUUCCGGCGAAAUGUUCCUAGCCGUCCAACACGCAGUUUCUAUAGAGAUCAUCAAAGCGAAGUCCGGGCAGCCCCUAGAGACGAAGGUGUUGCUGCAGCGGAUGCCCCAGCUGCCGUACACAGAAGACCUGCUUCUGCUGGCGAUGGAGCGGUUCAUAUCUAUGAUCAUCAUGCUCUGCUUUGCGUACACGUUUGUGAAUACCGUCAAGGUUGUCACGGCGGAAAAGGAGUUGCAGUUAAAGGAAACCAUGACCAUCAUGGGUCUGCCGAGCUGGCUGCACUGGCUGGCGUGGUUCAUCAAACAGAUCACCUACUUGAGCAUUUCCGUGCUACUGCUAGUUAUAUUGUUGAAGAUCCCCAUCAAGUCGUCGGACACGGGCGAGCGGUUCUCCGUGAUGACGCACACGCCGUGGUCCAUCCUGAUCUUCUUCUUAUUCCUGUUCAUCGUCACCUCGCUCGCUUUCAGCUUCAUGGUGUCCGUGUUCUUUGCCAGGGCAAACACAGCGGCAUCGUUCAUGGGCCUGGCCUGGUUCGCCACCUACUCGGUGUUCAUGCUGACCCAAGUACUGUAUGAAGACAUCAGCCUCACCACCAAGGUGCUGCUGAGUCUGAUCUCCAACACGGCGCUCGGGUUCGCCUUCCAGAUGCUCAUCAUGUGCGAGGGGAAGUCUGGUCUCCAAUGGUCGAACAUGUUCAAGCCGGUCUCGUACCACGACUCGUUCCAGCCCGGUCACGUGGCGCUCAUGUUCGUCCUGGACACGAUACUGUACAUGAUGAUAGCCAUGUACGUGGAGAAGAUCCGCCCGGGGCGGUACGGGGUGCCGCUGCCGUGGUACUUUCCGGUUACUAAACAGUUUUGGAGCUCGAAGAAGAGUCGGAUAGCUGCACUAAACCGGUCGACGACGGCAGCGGACGCGGAGUACAACGACGCACUACUGAAGGUGGUGCAUGAUGAGGAGCCGCAGGGGGUGCCCAUGGGCAUACAGGCUACGAAUCUCACAAAAAUAUACAGAGGGGGAAGGAAAGCAGUCGAUAACUUGAAUCUCAAAGUUUACGAAAACGAAAUCACAGUAUUAUUAGGACAUAAUGGAGCUGGGAAAACUACGACUAUAUCGAUGUUAACUGGCACAAUCCCACCGACAUCGGGCACAGCGACCAUCAACGGGUGCGACAUAGUGACGGACACGGGCCUCGCGCGCGCCUCGCUCGGCAUCUGCCCGCAACACAACGUGCUGUUCCCCGACCUCACGGCGGCGGAGCACGUGCAGUUCUACGCGCAGCUCAAGGGGGUGCGGGGGGGCGCGGUGCGGGGGGAGGUCGAACACUUUCUGAAGCUGCUCGAUUUGGAGCAGAAGGCAGACGUCCUCUCCAAGCACUUAUCAGGCGGCCAGAAGCGGCGCCUGUCAGUGGGCGUGGCGAUGUGCGGCGGCUCGCGCGUGGUGCUGCUGGACGAGCCCACGUCCGGGCUGGACCCGGCCGCGCGCCGCGCCCUGUGGGACCUGCUGCAGAGCGAGAAGAAAGGUCGUUCAAUGGUCCUAACGACCCACUUCAUGGACGAGGCGGACUACCUCGGCGACCGUAUCGCCAUCAUGUCCGGCGGCAAGCUGCAGUGCGUGGGGACACCCUACUUCCUCAAGAAACACUACGGCCUGGGGUACAAACUGACGAUAGUGAAGGGAGAUAACUGUAAUGUGGAGGAUGUGAAUCGGUUCUUGAGAGGACAUGUGGCGGAUGUUAAAGAGAAUACUAAUAUUGGUUCAGAGCUGACAUACAUCCUGCUCAAAGAGGACGUCACCAAGUUCCCGAACCUACUCAAGGCGUUUGAGGAACAGAAGGCGGCUCUCAAUGUGACCAGCUACGGACUGUCGGUUACCACGCUAGAAGAGGUGUUUAUGAAGGUAGGAGCGGAGAGCAGCAAGUCGCCGGCCGAGUCCAGCGCGUCGGGCUCCCGAAACUACAGCGGGGUGCACUUCAACAACAACGGCAACGGCAUGGUGCGACCGCUCACUGAGGUGGAGCAUGGACAUAACGAUAUGGAGUUGCUACAGAAAGUGAGAGGCUUCAAGCUGCUACGAAACCACAUAAAGGCGAUGUUCCUCAAAAUGUUCUACCACACGAAGCGAAAUAAACUCACCAACAUCAUACAGUUCCUGUCGCCCGUCAUCAACAUCAUCCUGUCGGUCAUCAUCGCUAGAUCCUGGAACUUCCUGUCGGAACUACCCCCGCUUACCCUAUCGCUGGAGAACUUUAAGAAAUCAGAGACUUUACUGUCAGAAAAUAGUCUAGUAGCGGGCAGUUUGGAAGAGGAAGCGUAUAGAGCGUUCAAGGAUUUCUAUAAGGAGUCGCAUCAGCCCAAUAUGAUUUUGAACGAUUUGGGUGCGGCUGAUUUGGGCCAGACGUACUUAAAAAUGAUGAAGUCAGACUCAGACCGCAUGCGAAUGGAAACCUUCACCGGAGCGACCUUCGGCUCCGGCACCAUAACAGCCUGGUUCAGUAACUACGGCUACCACGACUCGGCCGUGGCGCUGGCGGCCGUGGACCGCGCGCUCAUGCGGGCGCGCCUGCCCAACGCCACGCUCACAGUGAGGAACCACCCGCUGCCCUACUCUAUUGAGAAUCUGGUUCGAGUGAUGGCGACAGGGAGCAGUAUGGGCUUCCAAUUCGCCUUCAACAUCGGCUUUUGUAUGGCAUUCGUCACUUCGUUCCUAGUGCUGUUCGUGAUAAAGGAGCGGAUAACGGGUGCGCGACUUCUUCAGCGCAUCUCUGGCGUGCGCGCGGCGGUGUUGUGGGGCGCGGCCUUCGUGUGGGACUGGCUGUGGCUGCUGCUGGUGUACCUGUGCGUGGUGGCCACGCUCGCCGCCUUCCAAGAGACCACGCUCUCGACGCCUGAGGAGCUGGGUAGAAUACUGCUAGUGCUGAUGGCGUUCUCGGUGGCGAUAAUCCCGCUGCAUUACCUCGCCUCGUUCUACUUCGAGUCGGCCGCCACAGGGUUCGCUAAGAUGUGCUUUCUUAAUAUAUUCUGUGGAUCGAUGCCCUUCCUGAUAACGGAAGUGCUGCGACUCCCGGAGGUGGGCAGUCCGUUCUACGCCAACAUCUUCGACUGGAUAUUCUCGCCGCUGCCCAUCUACUGCCUUAGUCGGAGCUUCAGAGACAUGAGCAUGUCGUCGUUCGCGAUCCUGGCGUGCGACGGGCUGUGCGCGCAGUUCGCGAACAUUCGCAACUGCACGCGCGACACGAUUUGCCGCUCGCUCAACAUCACCGUGUGUUGUAUAAAAGACGACCCGUACCUAGACUGGCACGAGCCGGGCAUCGGCCGCUACCUGUUCACCAUGACGAUGGUGGGGAUUGCCGCCUUCGCACUACUCAUGUUGAAGGAGUACCAGUUCAUUGAGAAGAUAUGCUACAAGCCGAAGCCCCGCGCCCCGCUGCCCCUCGACCCCGACGAGGACAGUGACGUGGCGGCCGAGCGACAGAUCAUAGAGAACCUCAAGAAGAACGACGCAGAGAAGUACAGUCUCGUGUGCAAAGACCUUACGAAGUAUUAUAAGGACUUCUUGGCGGUGAAUCGACUCACUUUUGGCGUCCGCAAGGCGGAAUGCUUCGGCCUGCUCGGCAUAAACGGCGCCGGAAAGACCUCCACAUUCCGUAUGCUGACAGGAGACACAGACAUCAGCGCCGGCGACGCUCUCGUGCACGGCAUCUCCAUACACGGACACAUGCACCAGGUGCACAGGGUCAUCGGUUACUGCCCUCAAUUCGACGCACUGCUAGACAACCUGACAGCUCGCGAGACGCUGCGCAUCUUCUGCCUGCUGCGCGGCAUCCCGGCGCGCGCGGGCGAGCGGCGCGCGCGCAGCCUGGCACACGCGCUCGGGUUCACACGACAUUAUGAUAAGAGGAUCCACGCGUGCAGCGGCGGCACGAAGCGCAAGAUCAGCACGGCGGUCGCGCUGCUGGGUGACGCGCCGCUCGUGCUGCUCGACGAGCCCACCACGGGCAUGGACCCGGCAUCCAAACGCCUGGUCUGGGAGUGCAUCAGCGCGAUGGUGCGCGGCGGCCGGGGCUGCGUGCUGACGUCACACAGCAUGGAGGAGUGCGAGGCGCUGUGCUCCACGCUCACGGUCAUGGUGCGAGGCCGCCUGCACUGCCUCGGCCCGCUCCAGCACCUCAAGAACAAGUUCUCGCAAGGUUAUACGCUGGUAGUGAAGUCCAAGUCCGGGCCCAACCGAGACGAGACGUCUGCUGAAGUGCAGAACUACAUCAUGGCUGAAUUCCCAGGAGCUAAGUUUAUCGAGAAGUACCUCGGCAUCAGCACAUACUACGUCGCCUCGACCACCCCCUGGUGGAAAGUGUUCAGCCUGAUGGAAGCAGCCACGCAGAGGUUCGCCAUCGAGGACUACUCGGUGUCGCAGACCACGCUCGAGCAGGUGUUCCUGCGGUUCACGCGCCUCUACGGACACGACGACAGGACCAGCUAAUUGUGUCAACUGAUACAGGGUGCUCGAAAGUUGGAGUUUGGAUUGUUAAGUUACGUAACUAACAAAGAGUAUAUUGGAAAAGCAAAUUGUUCAGGAUGACCCCCGAUUUCGCUUAUUUACUUUUGAACCACCCUGUAUGAAUAAGCCCAGUAUCUCGCUUGAGGUUAAGCACAGCAAAGGUAGCGAAAGCAGCGCUGCGAUUGGCCAAAUUGUCGGUGCGCAAGACUUAAGUUUUUGCGUAUAGAGUUUUACACAAAUGAGAAACUGGGCAUAAGACUUGUUGCAUAUAAGUACAAUAAUGGCAGUGUCGCAUGUGACAUUGGGUAUGUUGUGGUGUGUCCGUGGCUGUACUUAGUUUAAUUUUGGCGCUGCAGAACUUUGCUGUUCGAUGUUUUUGUAAAGUAAAGUAACUAAUAUUAUUUUAGAUUUUGGUGCAUGGGCCUAAGGCAUUUAAUAAUGAGAGUAGAGUCACUUGAAUGUAAUACCUAUUGGUAGGCAAACAGUACGAAACUUUCAUUUCUAUUCUUAGAACAUUGUAUGUAAUAUACUAUUGUUGUUCGAAUGGUAAAGUUCUAGCAGAGUUUAGGCAAUAUGAUACAGAUCGUAACUGUAAACGGGUAUUAGAUAACAAAUAUAUGUAUAACCAAGUAAACAUUACAAGUAGAUACAGUUGCCACGAUACCUUUGCAUUUGUGGUAUAAGGUAUAACGCGCACAGAUAAAGACAUAUGGAUAUGGUGGCUUGAGCCCAGCUGCUAUCUUCGUACUGUUUCUUUAUUCACGUGGGUUAUACAUCCUGUAUAUUCACGUCGUGGGUUAUACAUCCUGUAUAAC
Messenger RNA from Plutella xylostella (diamondback moth), 6148 nucleotides. RefSeq names its product phospholipid-transporting ATPase ABCA3. Gene Ontology annotation, molecular function: ATP hydrolysis activity; lipid carrier activity; ATP binding. Gene Ontology annotation, cellular component: intracellular membrane-bounded organelle; membrane. Gene Ontology annotation, biological process: transmembrane transport; lipid transport. NCBI's taxonomy places the organism in Eukaryota, Metazoa, Arthropoda, Insecta, Lepidoptera, Plutellidae. The record is from RefSeq and is a predicted model, not a curated record.